CAGUGAGGCGGGACCUUUGUCCAUUAUAAAAGGCGGGAGAAGUGGGCUACCGGCUUCAUUCACCUGACGAUCUGUCUAGAAGCUCACAACUGUCUUCGAGAAGAUGAUUCAACCCAAGACUCUGACGGCGAGGAUCACGGAGCGGGUCUUCAUGACUCCCGAGCCGGCCUCCCUCGUCCUUUUCCUGGCGACCUUCCUGCUGAUGGUCCGGUACCUGACGGGCCGCUCCAUCGGCAAGAUGCCCCCCUGCCUGCCCAACGCCUGGCCGAUCCUAGGCCACCUGCCCUCCAUAGGUCUGCGUGCUGACCUGGCCUUCACGAAGUUGGGGAAGAAGUACGGAGACAUCUUCCAAGCUCAACUCGGCACGUGGAACGUGGUGGUUCUGAACAGUUAUCAGGCCCUGAAGGAAGGCUACAUCGACGGCGGCGACGCCUACAACGACAGACCACACUUCUACUCCUACCAGCUCUUCUCCGAUGGAGGAAAAGGGACAGCCUUUGCCGACGACUCGCCCGCCUUCAGGAAGAAGCGACAGUUUAUGGUGAAGGUGUUCCACCACUUCGGCAGCGGGAAAGCGUACCAACAGCUGGACACGAACAUUGCCGAAGAGGCACGAAAGCUGGUGGAAGUUAGCAAAGGCCUAGAGGGCAAACCUUUCGACCUGCAACCCUACGUGACUGUGACCACCCUCAACAUCAUCUGCUCCAUGGUGUUCGGAAAACUACACGACUACCACGACGAGGGCUUCGCCCGAGUGAUGAAGAACUUGGACAACGUCACCAUGAACAUGAUCAACGUCGGUGUCCUGAACGUCUUCCCCUUCCUUCGACACAUCCCAGCCAUCAACUCCAGCGCUAGAGAGAUCGUCGAGAACAAGAGGAAGAUCAUGUCCUUCGUCAACGACAUCAUCGAGGAGCAUCGCGCCACCUACGACCCCGACCACACGCGAGACCUGGUGGACGCCUACCUGAAGACCCAGAGCGGCGAGGGCAGGAGUGAGUUCCUGACAGAUGAGGAGCUGGCCCACAUGGCUGUAGAGCUAAUGGUCUCUGGGAACGACGCGUCAUCUUAUGCUCUACAGUGGGGCAUACUGUUCAUGGCCCUACACCCGGAAAUACAAGAGAAGGUCCAGCGCGAGAUUGAUGACGUCAUCGACCCGAACACCAACGUCAGCAUAUCCCUCCGCCAGCAUCUACCCUACACCCACGCCACCACUCUCGAGAUCCUUCGAUACAGACCCCUAGCACCGAUCAACGGAAGGAAAACGAAGCGGCCAGUCAAACUAAGGAACUACGAGCUACCAGCCGACACCAUCGUCUUGACCAACGUUUGGAACAUCCUCCACGACCCGGAGACAUGGUCUGAACCCGAAACGUUCAACCCCGCAAGGUUCCUAGACAGCGAAGGUCAAGUGUUCGUCCCACCACAGUUCAAACCGUUUGGCGCAGGUCGGCGGAUAUGUACCGGACAGCAGGUUGCCAAACAGAUGCUCUUCACCAUCUUCACCACCCUGAUGCAGCACUUCACAUUCAAACUGCCAGAGGGCGCACCUGCACCGGACACAGAAGGCACAGUAGGCAUGAUGCUCGGACCAAAGCCCUUCCAAGUCUGCGCUAUACCUCGACACUGAGCCAUCUUAUCGAAACAAAGCAGGCAUUAGAAAUAUUGAAAACAGAGCCGACUGUACACCAUACAUUCCAGUAACAACUCAAAGAGAUUUGUUGCAAUGUACUCAUUUUACAUUUUUGUACGAAUAUUUUAUGCAUUUUUUUCAAUAUAUCUGUUGCAAAUGUAUAUUUUGUAAAUACUAACGACGAUUUUUAAAGGUUGGCAUUUAAGACAUUGCAUAGAUAUGUACAUGUGUUAACGAUUCGUAUCGAAGUCGCAUUACACUACCACAUGAAGCUAAGGAUAAAAAAAGUCAAGGUCCGUACUGAGUUGGAGGCUCGACCUCUCCAGAUGUAUUGGAGGUUAAUAUCUAUUGCAUUAUUGUGUAUAUCAUGAGAGUUUUGUAUAUGACCAGGCAGUGGUUAUAAACUGCUGCGGUAAUUUGUGUCAGUUUUGUAGUGUUUAUUGUUAACUUCCAGAUAUCAUGUGUUAAAACUUUGCGUUAUGAAAAACAAUGCAAUGACAAUACCGUAAGUACCAACCACGUCCGACUUACACAAUGAGUUUUACCAUUGUAGUCUUGAUCUAUACUGUCGUACGAUUCCAUGAUGUUGUAAAUAGACGGUUCGAAGUCAA
Branchiostoma floridae (Florida lancelet) is the source of this 2244-nucleotide messenger RNA. RefSeq names its product cytochrome P450 2D9-like. Gene Ontology annotation, cellular component: cytoplasm; intracellular membrane-bounded organelle. Gene Ontology annotation, biological process: xenobiotic metabolic process. The record is from RefSeq and is a predicted model, not a curated record. The transcript has 6 exons. The coding region runs from base 104 to 1630 and encodes 508 amino acids. NCBI's taxonomy places the organism in Eukaryota, Metazoa, Chordata, Leptocardii, Amphioxiformes, Branchiostomatidae. Gene Ontology annotation, molecular function: iron ion binding; oxidoreductase activity, acting on paired donors, with incorporation or reduction of molecular oxygen, reduced flavin or flavoprotein as one donor, and incorporation of one atom of oxygen; heme binding.